Molecule: messenger RNA, 1482 nt
Organism: Cryptococcus wingfieldii CBS 7118
Lineage: Eukaryota; Fungi; Basidiomycota; Tremellomycetes; Tremellales; Cryptococcaceae
Exons: 8
Coding region: 1-1482 (493 amino acids)
Biological process (GO): charged-tRNA amino acid modification
Cellular component (GO): cytoplasm
Molecular function (GO): tRNA adenosine(64)-2'-O-ribosylphosphate transferase activity
Source: RefSeq, a predicted model, not a curated record
AUGUCAGACUUGCGCGCGGUGAAGAAAUACGCGGCGCAGCAUGAUCUCUUCAAUCGUCUUCAUUCCAUCGCCGCAGAUGACGCUUUCGUCAAGAGUGUUGCCAACAACUGGUACGGUGGUCGUUUUGAGGUAGUCCCAAAUCAGAGAUGCGGUACAUGGUACUGUGAUCCCGCUACAAGCUCAAAAGUCUACGCAUACUUCAAGUCCACAGAUGGACACAUGUCUCACUGGGACUUCAACUUGAGAAGAUCUAAUUUGUCGUUUGCCAGCUAUGCGGCAGAGCGAGGAGGGUUGAUAUUGGUCGAUUCCACGAGGAAGGGGAAGAGAAUGCCAGACGGUUUGUGCGCUGUAAUCAAUCUGGCCAUAUCACUGCGGGAGAAGCGAGGAGAGGAGUGGGACACCCAGGUAUAUAUGCCGCCUCAGAUAGUACCCGCUACAGAGCGUUCGCAGAUAGAGGCGAGACUUCAAGGGUGGGCAGAGUCCUUGGAGCGCUCGACAUUGCCCCUUCCCAAGCUCAACAAACCCCUUCGGCCAUUCUUCCUCCACCCUUCUACGUCUUCCCCGCCUUUCAUCGCCGACUCUGUCGACUUUACCCCCAUCAUGUGUCUCUCCGCCUCGAGGUGGGUUAACGAAGGGGGCGACAAGAUUCCCUCUGUGACGAGCGUCGGACUGCGGAAAGUGGGAUUCGAGUAUGUACCCGGAGGCGGGGAUGAUGAUGAGCUUUGGGCCCGGGGCCUGAAACCGGCUGUCUUUCACGCGCACCGGGGUGAACUACUCUCGGCAGAGAGAGACGACCUACCCGCUCUGGUUGACAAGAUUGUCGGCUCUAGCAACAGCGAAUCUACCCUCUCUACUCGAUUGGACGAUAUGUCUUUAUCCUCCUCGGCGGAAUUCGUAGGCGUACCAGCCUCUCACUCGCGAUUAGCACUCGACGUCGGAUCCCCAUCUUCCCCUUCAUCCUCUUCAACCUGGAAACGCUCCCAUAUCUCAUAUGUUGCUAUAAUCGAGCUCGACAAGUGUCCCAAGAACAUCAAACACCUCACCACUCUCCAAGACGGGGAACGCUACGUUCUGGCCGUACCUUCAGCCAAAGCAGAUGGCAAGGCGUACUCCACAGCUCUAUCAGAGCUAGUGGCAUUUGCCAAGGAACUGGAGGGCAAACGCGGUAUCGUAAUUGGGUCAGCAACACCUUCGGAUCUAGACGCAGCCGUCAAACAAUGCUCGUCGGACGCUCCAGUCAACCCCUUCUCUGCUGCCCGCAUUCCAUCCCCGAUAGAAUCACGCAAAGCCAUUAUACCCCUCGCCCUUGUGCUUCUCUGUGCUCUGCCUUCUAUUGCCGACUUGCCAGAGCAAACGUCGAUCACAAAGGGUACUAUUGCAGACAGGCUUCACUCGAUGGUCUCACUCUGGCCGGAUGGAAAUCCAGCAAGGGCGGCGUUGAAGAGAGUCAAUGAGUUUCUGAUGGGCGAAGGGAGGCGUUGA